Molecule: messenger RNA, 3599 nt
Organism: Betta splendens (Siamese fighting fish)
Lineage: Eukaryota; Metazoa; Chordata; Actinopteri; Anabantiformes; Osphronemidae
Gene: cbfa2t2
Product: CBFA2/RUNX1 partner transcriptional co-repressor 2
Exons: 11
Coding region: 575-2416 (613 amino acids)
Biological process (GO): DNA-templated transcription; negative regulation of DNA-templated transcription
Cellular component (GO): nucleus
Molecular function (GO): transcription corepressor activity
Source: RefSeq, a predicted model, not a curated record
GCUAAAGGGACGCUUAACUUAUCCGGAGGUUCAGGACGCGUUGUCUGCUGAAGCAUUGAGAUCAUUAUUAAUACGGCCCGCCCUGCUUUCGGCCUGUAGCUCUUCUUCUCUGCCCGCGGCGUUGCACAGGCUGCGAGCCGCCACCGGCCGCGCCUGCGCCGCGUCUCCUCUCACCUCAUCUGCGCAGUGACAGGACACUGAUAUCAACGCGGCGUGGGAGCGCGGCGGCCCCGCGUCGCACGGAGGCCGCGCAGCUGCCGGAGAGAGAGAGAGGGGGGAGAGAGAGAGAGAGAGAGAGAGAGCGCUUCACCAGGCUUAACGUAAACACAUUCACCCACGCGUCACACGCGCUGCGGCUCAUUCGCCCGUUGUUCCCGCUUUCCCGUAUCUCUUUCAUUGUGCAUCACCUGUGGAGGCGGGAGGCAAUUAAAGGCCAGGGGAUGUUUUAAUGCAGACGAGCGACACCUGUGCUGAGCAAACAGGGAACACCUGGCUGGCAACAGCCGUCGUCGUCACCACAGAUGCACUUUACCUAUGACAACGGCCGUGGAAGGCAAAUACGCCGGCACACGCCAUGGAUUCGCUUCCCAUAAAUCGCCAUCGCCCCGGGAGGAGGCAGAAAGACGGUAGAGAGAAGAAGAGCCCUGCCAUGCCCGGUUCUCCUGUGGAUGCUAAGACUCAUUCCAGAUCAGCCCCCAGCAGCAGCGCCAGCUCCACUAUGCCUCCCCUGCCCUCCGUCAACCCCAGCGGCCCCCGUCCGGCCUCUUUCUCCACCACAGCAUUGACCAAUGGGAAUCACCAUUCCCCGCCGACCCUGAACGCAGUGCCGUCUCCGCCGCAGAGGUACAGCAACGGCCCUUCAUCGUCCUCCUCCUCGUCGCUGGCCAACCAGCAGCUGCCGGCCACCUGCGGGGCCCGACAGCUGAGCAAGCUCAAGCGCUUCCUGACCACGCUGCAGCAGUUUGGCAACGACAUCUCCCCCGAGAUCGGGGACAGCGUCCGCAGCCUCGUCCUGGCCCUCGUGAACUCCACCGUCACCAUAGAGGAGUUCCACUCGCGGCUUCAGGAGGCCACCAACUUCCCACUGCGGCCCUUUGUGAUUCCUUUCCUCAAGGCGAACCUUCCGCUGCUGCAGAGGGAGCUGCUCCACUGCGCGAGGGCGGCCAAGCAGACCCCGGCCCAGUACCUGUCGCAGCACGAGCACCUCCUGCUCAGCACCACCCUGGCCUCGUCCCCGGACUCCUCUGAGCUGCUGAUGGAGCCUCCGGAGGCCGGGACCAAGAGGCACAGCCCGAGCAGGGCCAAGGAGAACGGGUUCCACGAGCGCCCGCCCGCGGCCAUGGAGCCCGCUGCCAAGCGGAUCUGCACCAUCAGCCCGGCUCCCAGGCACAGCCCGGCCCACCCGCUGCCCCUCAGCGCCCAGCUCCACCCGACGCCUCCGCCCCUGCAGCACUACGCCCUGGACGACAUCGCAGCGCCGCACAUCCUGCACCGCGAGCACAGCCAGCGCAUGCUGGAGAUCCGCGAGCUCAAGGACCGGCCCAGAGUCCCCGGCACUAACGGGGGCUACCGCGAGGAGCCAGUGGACCACAGACUGACAGACAGAGAGUGGGCUGAUGAAUGGAGGCAUCUGGACCAUGUGCUGAACUGCAUUGUGGACAUGGUGGAAAAGACGCGGCGGUCGGUGAGCGUGCUGAGGCGCUGCCAGGAGUCGGAUCGCGAGGAGCUCAACUACUGGAGACGGCGUUCGAGCGAGCAGGAGGACCCGCGCAAAGGCGGCUCGGCCGUCACCCCCUUCUCCAAGACCCACAGCCCCCACUCUGAGUCAGACUCCCAGCGAGACUUCGCUCCACGGCCAGGCUCAGCAUACGUUACAGAUGAGAUCUGGAGGAAAGCUGAAGAAGCUGUGAACGAGGUGAAGCGCCAGGCCAUGGACGAGGUCCAGAAGGCCGUGGCGGAGGCCGAGCAGAAGGCCUUCGAGAUGAUCGCCGCCGAGAGGGCCAAGAUGGAGAAGACGCUGGCGGAGGCGAAGAGGAAGGCGCAGGAGGACGCGAUCAUGGUGAUCAACGAGCAGGAGGACUCCAGCGAGUGCUGCUGGAACUGCGGCCGCAAGGCCAGCGAGACGUGCAGCGGCUGCAACGCCGCCCGCUACUGCGGCUCCUUCUGCCAGCACAAAGACUGGGAGAGGCAUCACCUCAUCUGCAGCCCGGGACUUCAGGCUCAGCCCAAGUCGGGCAACAGGGCGGCCGCCAUGGCGACGGCGGCGGCCGGCGUGGCCCCCGCGGGCCUGGCGGGCGUCAAGGCCCCCGACGGCGUGCCGUCGGCCUCCAGUCCCGGCGGGGAGAAGGCUCCGGCCGCGUCCCGCUCCUCCACGCCCUCCACGCCCGCCUCGGCCUCAGAGACCAACGGACACUAGGACGCUGGGACGCCGCCGUGUCACCCACACUUCCUUUAUCGGGGAGGAAUCCAAGGGAACUAUUUGUGGGUUAAGUUGGGAUAACAGACUUUCCAUUGCAAUACUUGGCAGAUACAAAGGGACAGAUUAUGGAUGACUGUUUGAGUGAUAUGGCAACUGGGACUUUGGCUUUGGCAGAGAACAGAAGGACUCGUCUCGAACGCGUUCAUUGGAUGAACAGAUCUCCCCAACAGAUGGAAACGCGUUUGUCUUCAUCCAAACUCCCCGAUUCUUGGAUCUGAGAGAGAUUUGGGGGGAGAAAAGAACUACAGACUGAUCUCGGCUCAUCUCGGGUGGACGCAAUGAAAGGCCGAGGAGGCGCCUCCCCCUCACUCUGGUGUGUAGGCUGGUCCCAGAUCUGUACAGCGCUCCUGUAUACAUGAAUAUUCCCCUCUUGUGCGAGUGCGUGUGUCAAGCGGUCGUGCCAGUCGUGUCGGUGGAUAACGUAUCGUUUCCCCUUUUUGUCAGAGCAAUAUUAAAGAGACAUUCAGUGUUCAGCUGUUUGUAGCUGUGUCUGCAUCACCAAAGUUCUCCGUCACUAAAGAGAGAGACGUCGUCGAAGCCUGUAAAUGUCCUUGUGAACAUAUGAAUAUACACUAACCCCUCACAUGACAUAUGUACUUUUAUACUGAGUUUAACUAAGACUGAGCGUCCGGCAGAGAAGAGUGGUGCUGGUUGGAUCCAUCGAUCGGACCCAGGAAGGCUCAGUUUGGGCCUCUUCCAAACCCAGAGGCUCCAGGUUUUCCAACACUGCGUUGAGUUCAGUGAAAAAAAGGAAUAACUUGUAUUACAGCAGUUCAACGAGCAGGCGUGAAAAGCGCCUUGUUGCCGUGGAGCAGGUUUGGAGCCGCGGAGAAUCUCAGGAGCUAAACUCUGUCCGUAUGUACAAAUCACCCUGGUCUGUGCUUCUCACGUCACCGUUAGAAUGAAAUCAGAUGUCGAGCGUGGAUUUGUUCCGCUGUCGCAGCCGCUCCCGGUUCGUUCGACAAUGUUCUUGUUUUUGUUCAAUGUAAGAUGACUAAAAUGAGAGAAUGCCUUUAUUCUGUGAGCCACGAGUUUCCCUUUGUUUCUUUAAAUACAUUCUUUUGUUAUAAGGGGUUAGGAAGUCAUGACAUAAGGUAUGAAAUAAAGAAAUGGAAUUACA